This is a messenger RNA of Miscanthus lutarioriparius, 2283 nucleotides long. The record is from the annotation of a GenBank genome assembly. Lineage: Eukaryota; Viridiplantae; Streptophyta; Magnoliopsida; Poales; Poaceae.
AUGCCAAAAAUUUCGUCGCUUUUACCAUUCGCGGCAGAACUUGAGAGUGCUCAUGGUGGCCUCGUCGCGCUCCGACUCUCUCGCCUUCCGCUGCUUGACCGCUUGUCCCCUUUCUCGGCUACUCCGUUCUGCUCCUUUUCACUCAGCGGCUCCUGGCAGGGCGGUGAUGCAAUGAUGCACAUGCUAGUGGCCCCGGAUGGGGGCGGAGGGGAGCUGCAGCCGUACGGCGCGCCGCCGGCGGAGCAGGAGCUGGAGCUCCUCCGCGAUAACGCCGAUGACGGCCUCGAGGGCCACGUGCGGUGCCUGCGGUGCGGAAUAUCCGGCAAUGCAACGCCCCAUAUGCGGCGUGGGCCUGAUGGCCCAAGAACUCUUUGCAAUGCGUGUGGCAUUGCUUACAGGAAGGGGAAAAUGAGAAGAAUGAUAGAAGCUGAACCACCCAUAGAUGAGGCUUCACUUGCGAAGCUGGUUCCAGAGGUAGGCAUGGAAUUUGUGAGUGAGGAAAAGGCAUACGAAUUCUACAACAAAUAUGCUGGGCAUGUUGGCUUUAGCGUUAGGAAAAGUACAUCACACAAAUCUUCAGAAAAUAUUACCAAAGUAAGAACUUUUGUGUGCUCAAGAGAAGGCUACAACAGGGAUAAAAAAUCACUGGAAGCAAAGAAGCCAAGAUUGGAUACACGAAUCGGUUGCCCGGCGAGAUUGAUUAUAAAAGUCACACCAGAGUGCAAGUAUAGAGUAACUGAUUUUAAAGCAGACCACAAUCAUCAGCUAGCCCCUCCUUCAACGAUGCAUAUGUUAAGGUCGCAGAGGAUAUUGACAGAACUUCAGUCUGGAGAAGCAGAACUAUCAGAUGAUUCUGUAGUGACACCAACAACAAAAGCAACCGGUGAUCUUGUUGUGAGACAAGUCAGUUUCCUUCGGAGUAUCUCUCUCCUCCCAGCUGAUUACAAGAAUUAUCUCCGUUCGAAACGUAUGAAGGCCAUGCAACCUGGUGAUGGUGGAGCAAUAUUGAAAUAUUUACAGACGAUGCAAAUGGACAACCCCUCGUUCUUUUACACUAUGCAAAUCGAUGAGGAUGACAAACUGACUAACUUCUUUUGGGCAGACCAAAAAUCUAGAGACGACUUCAACUAUUUCAGUGAUGUGCUCUGCUUAGACACAACAUACAAAAUAAAUGGAUAUGGUAGACCACUUGCAUUAUUCCUUGGUGUGAAUCACCAUAAACAAACAAUUAUUUUUGGUGCAGCUAUGCUUUAUGAUGAAUCAUUUGAAUCAUACAAGUGGCUUUUUGAGAGUUUUAAGAUCGCUAUGCAUGGAAAACAGCCUGCAGUAGCUUUGAUAGAUCAAUCUAUUCCAUUAAGUAGUGCAAUGGCAGCCGCCUGGCCAAGUACCACUCAACGAAUUUGUGCUUGGCAUGUGUAUCAGAAUUCUCUUAAGCACCUCAAUCAUGUUUUCCAAGGUUCGAAGACAUUUGCAAAGGACUUUAGCAAAUGUGUCUUUGGCUAUGAGGACGAAGAUGAAUUCGUGUUUUCAUGGAGAAGUAUGUUGGAAAAGUAUGAUCUUAGACAUAAUGAAUGGUUGUCUAAAGUGUUUGCUGAGAAGGAACAAUGGGCCUUGGCAUAUGAUAGACAUAUAUUUUGUGCUGACAUCAUAAGUGCACUUCAAGCCGAGAGUUUCAGUAGUAUUUUGAAGAAAUUCUUGAGUCCUCAACUGGAGCUGCUGUCCUUCUUCAAGCACUAUGAAAGAGCAGUGGAUGAACAUCGCUAUGCUGAGCUGCAAGCUGACUUCCAAGCUAGUCAGAGCUAUCCAAGAAUACCCCCAGCCAAGAUGUUAAAGCAAACUGCUCAUACAUAUACCCCAGUGGUGUUUGAGAUCUUUCGUAAAGAGUUUGAGCUAUUCAUGGACUCUGUGUUAUUCAGUUGUGGGGAGGCUGGGUCGAGAUCUGAGUACAAGGUUGCUUCAUCUGAGAAACCCAAGGAACACUUUGUUCGAUUCGAUUCAAGUGAUUGCUCCUGUCUGUGCACUUGUAGGAAAUUUGAGUUUAUGGGUAUCCCAUGCUGUCACAUGUUGAAGGUGCUAGAUUAUAGAAAUAUCAAAGAGCUGCCUCAAAAAUAUAUGUUGAAGCGAUGGAGAAGGACUGCCAAAUCUGCAAAUGAUGACAAUGAAGGCAAUGCAACAAAUGCUAAUGGGUCAUCAUUGAAUGUCCCUGCCCCUCCUGCAAAUCACCAUGGGCUUCAGAGCUUCAGUGCAAUGAUUCAAGAUGCUUCUGUUUCUAAUAUGCAUUAG